This is a messenger RNA of Ipomoea nil (Japanese morning glory), 1297 nucleotides long. Its product is annotated as GATA transcription factor 1. Gene Ontology annotation, biological process: regulation of DNA-templated transcription. The record is from RefSeq and is a predicted model, not a curated record. Lineage: Eukaryota; Viridiplantae; Streptophyta; Magnoliopsida; Solanales; Convolvulaceae. Bases 171 to 998 code for a protein of 275 amino acids. Gene Ontology annotation, molecular function: sequence-specific DNA binding; zinc ion binding. The transcript is spliced from 2 exons.
GAUUCAUAAUAAUACACCCUCGUUUCUCUCUCUCUCUCUCUCCUUAAAGAAAGAGAGAGGAAAGAGAAAUAAACCUCUCUCUCUCUCUCUACACUCAUAUUUUCCCCCCCUCUCUCUCUAUAUCUCCGCAACCAAACCCAGACCAGUGCAGUAUCUCUUCUCUUGCGGAAAUGAAAUUGGACGCGUGUUUCAUGGUCGACGGCGAUGACCUUCUGAACUUUACCUUGGACGACGGUGAAGGCGAGAAGGACGCGAACCACGCCGCCGCCAUUGGCACUUCACCUGUCGUUUCGUCUUCCUUGGGGUCAUCAAAAUCCGUUAACCCUGAUGACUUCCCUGAAGAUAUGGAGGAAGAACUGGAGUGGUUGUCAAACAAGGAUGCAUUCCCGGGUGUUGAGACAUGUUUUGGCAUUUUUGGGGAAAACCCGUUAUUCGAUCACAAGAGCCCGGUGUCUGUUUUGGAGAAUAGCAGUAGUACCAGCAAUAGUAAUAGCAAUAGCAAUAGCGGUGGCAAUGGUAUGAUCAGCUGCUAUGACAGCCUGCGAGUGCCGGUUAACUAUCCUACGCGCCCGAGGAGCAAGAACAGGAAAAGACGGGAAACUGGUAUUGGGUACUUGCCCCUCAGGAACUGCCUGUGGGUCAACCAUGUGAAAAACAAGAACCAUAGGCAACAGUCGUCAUUCAAAGCGCUACCAGCAACUGCUGCGGGGGAGACUCCUACCAUAGGAAGGAGGUGCCAGCAUUGCGGGGUUGAUAAGACUCCACAAUGGCGGGCUGGUCCCAUGGGGCCAAAGACGUUGUGUAAUGCUUGUGGGGUGCGGUACAAGUCUGGUAGGCUCCUGCCAGAGUAUCGCCCCGCGAAUAGCCCUACCUUUUCGGCUGCAGUGCAUUCCAAUUCUCACAGAAAGGUUUUGGAGAUGAGGCGGCAAAAGGUAGGAGGAAAGGAUGGAAUCCCGAGUAAUGAAGCCUGUGGAUAUAGGGUAGCUAGUGGUGAGUAGUUUACAGCAUCUUGUGGAACAAUUUUUUUUUUUUUUUUUAAAGUCCAGUCAGGUUAAGUCUUAGGGAUUGUUGUAAUGGCCUAGAUGGUUAGGGGAUCAUAGUUGCUUUGUUUCAAUCAUAAUCUACUUAGGGAAUUUUGAACUUAGUUGUGAUUGGGUCAUGAUUAGAACAGAAUUCCAAAAAGAAGUUUUCCUAACAUAGGAGUUUUUAUGGUUUUCUCAUUUACUAUACUAUAUGUCCAAAUUUCAUGUGCCUAUUUCAAGUGGUGAAAUUUUGAAAGGAUGGAUUUGGUUUGAGA